Ctenocephalides felis (cat flea) is the source of this 1287-nucleotide messenger RNA. RefSeq names its product activating transcription factor of chaperone (gene crc). Lineage: Eukaryota; Metazoa; Arthropoda; Insecta; Siphonaptera; Pulicidae. Gene Ontology annotation, biological process: regulation of transcription by RNA polymerase II. Gene Ontology annotation, cellular component: nucleus. The record is from RefSeq and is a predicted model, not a curated record. Gene Ontology annotation, molecular function: RNA polymerase II transcription regulatory region sequence-specific DNA binding; DNA-binding transcription activator activity, RNA polymerase II-specific. Bases 284 to 1192 code for a protein of 302 amino acids. The transcript has 3 exons.
CUUUGGUCAGUUUCUUAGAAAGUUCGAUUAAAGUGAUAACUAAAUUUUGUGGCUCAAUAAAAGCGAUCAAGAUGAGGGACUAGUUCUAAAUAACUUUGCACACACAAGUGUGCCAGUAAACCGUAAAUAAAAAUGGAAGCCAUCAUGGCACUCAACGCGUCCUUACGCGUCUGUACGACAACAAAUACAUCAUUCAGCAGUGGUUUAUUGAACAUUCCGCUUCAGACAAAAUUCAAUAACCUUCUUUUCGAAUAUAACUCCGAAAGCUUAACCACCCACAAAGAUGAGCACACUAUCCAACAAUUACAAUUGGGAGGGGAAGGCGGAUCCAUGUACGACGUACUUUGCUGAUUCGUGCUUGCUGGAAGAUAACUUUACUAAUGAAGCAUUUUCUCAAUGGCUGGAGGAGAAAGUGGAUUUGCCUCUGCUGGAGGAUUUCUCUACUACAACUGGUAUGAACAAAACUCUAAGCGGAGAAACCAAAUUUCCUCAGCAAUUUGAUACCACAGAUUUUAUUCAACAAGACACUGAGAGUCUUUUACGAGAAUUUGAACGCAUUUAUGAUAAAGUGGAACUAAAUCAUUUUACUCCGCCUCAAAGUCCAACAUCAUUAUUUUACACCCAGCCUGAACAGUGUAAUGAAUUCAAUCAUUUGGAUUCAUCGCCUGAUUGGGAUAAGACAUUUGGUGAUGAUGUGGAAGUUGACAUAUGCCAACGGUUGUACGAACAGAAUGAUUUUGACAUGUUGAGUCUGGAACAGCAAUCAACUGAAGACGUUAUACCUAUGAGUGAGGAGAGUGACAUAGCAGAUCAGAUUUAUGAUCACUUUUAUGAAAGUUCGUUUACAUCAGAAGACAAAACAAUUUCAUCUCCAGACAACAGUAGUUCACUAUCUUCUGACCAGGAUGAUGAUUGGGUUCCAGAUCAGAGUUCAACCAAACAUUCUUAUAAGUUAUAUCAUAGGUUGGGAAGGGGUGAUCGUAAAAAUAGAAAGAAAGAGCAAAACAAAAAUGCAGCUACAAGGUAUCGCCAGAAGAAAAAAGCUCAGAUUGAAGAAAUUAUUAGCAAAGAGCAAGAUUUAUUGGAAUAUAAUAAGAAGUUGCGAACUCAAUGUACAGAUAUUGAACGUGAGAUCAAGUAUUUGAAAGAUUUAAUGCGUGAAUUAUUUAAGGCAAAAGGAUUGCUCAAAUAAGUUAUCUUCCUGAAAGGUCAAAAUUAAACACUCACACACUCACUCAUAAUCAUCAUGUGCAUAUGUGUAUGCAAUGUGUGCAUGCUUAAUGCAUG